Molecule: messenger RNA, 1570 nt
Organism: Vigna unguiculata (cowpea)
Lineage: Eukaryota; Viridiplantae; Streptophyta; Magnoliopsida; Fabales; Fabaceae
Product: S-adenosyl-L-methionine-dependent methyltransferases superfamily protein
Source: RefSeq, a predicted model, not a curated record
AACCCAACUACUUCUCAAAGCCCACAGCCCAAAACAAACAAUAAUCCGACAUCUUGCGUUGCGUCGUGUUGGAAUCGAAACUUGAGAGAAGAAUGAAGUUCACAGACUCGCCGGUGAUCGAGCUUCCGGUGAAUGGCGCCGUUCUGUCGCUGCAGCAAGACAACGGUUCCAUGCACGUGGGAACCUCCGUGUGGCCCUGCUCCCUCGUCCUCGUAAAAUUCAUGGAGCGCUGGGCCUCACCCUCCGACAACAACCCGUACGCCCGUGUGCUGGACUUCGGAGGCAAACGGGCUGUGGAGCUGGGCACGGGCUGCGGCGUGGCGGGGAUGGGCCUGUUCUUAUUGGGCCUGACGGACCUGGUCCUCACGGAUAUCGCGCCCGUGAUGCCGGCCCUGAAGCGCAACCUGAAGGUGAACAAGCCCAUCCUCCGCAAGAACCUGAAACACUCCGUUCUUUACUGGAACAACGCGCAGCAGAUCGCUGCCCUCAACCCUCCCUUCGACUUCGUCGUCGCAACCGACGUCGUUUACAUUCGCGAGUCCGUCCCGUCUUUGGUUUCCGCCAUGGAAGCCCUAGUCUCCGACGACGGCGUCGUUUUGCUCGGCUACCAGCUUAGGGCACCCGAAGCACACGAGCUUUUCUGGGAACUGUGCGACAAAGCCUUCCACAUCGAGAAAGUCCCACACGAGCAUUUGCAUCCAGAUUAUGCUUACGAGGAGGCCGAUGUUUUUCUGUUGAGGAAGAAAAGGAGAAGCUGUGAGCGAGUGAGUGAGAGUGAUGGGUAAUUGGUGUGAUGGAAUGUGGUUCGCCCUGGUGUUUAUGCCAAUCCUCAAAAUGAUUGUCAACAAGAGAUCUUGAAUACUUGUGAGGCGUGCUUGCUGCUGUAAACGUCUUUGUUUUUCUUAGAUAUAGGCUCCCUUGUGAUACUGAAAAGAAAGUAGUGAAUGGGGGCGAUUAAAUGAUAGUAAAGCCAGUUGCAUAAUUUUAGUUCUCUUAUCAUAUUUAACCUUCUUUUUACACAUUAGUGUUUGUAUUAUGGUAUAUGUUUCAUGUGUGAGAAGGAGUGUGCAACCUGGUCUGUGAUACACUGUCUUAAAUGAAUGACUUUGCAAAUCGUGAGCAAACACAAAUUUCUUACUGUUGAAGAUACCAUGGCUCUGCAAGACUAGGUAUGGUGGGUUAAAGUUAGUAUUGACGCAAUAUUCUACUAUUUUAUUUUGGUACAAACUAGCUAGCUACCAUAGGAACACAUCUCAAGAACGUGACGGAUGGUCUGUCGCCGACUAAAAAAGCAAGACCAACAAGACACCUGGAUGAAGCGAAACUGACUAGUCAUGUGUGUACUUUGCUCUUUCUGUACAGAAAGAUGAUUUUGGUUUCAAGCAUCAUCGAAUAUAAUUAUAGUUAAUCCACUCACACAGUUGUUCUGCCUACCGUUGAGUCAUUUUCAUUAGGCAUUGUCUCUUUUCAACACUUCCUCAAUUGGUUCUUGAAGUUGUUGACAUUCUUUUAUUUGCACUUCGCGAUUUGGUAAAUAAUAUUGAAGGGCUCUAUAGUGAGAUUAGAGAAA